AUGGAGAAGUUUCUACACUUGACUCACGAUGACCGCUCAGUGGUGGAGUACGAGAGAGAGUUUCUUCGACUUAAUAAGUAUGCAACGGAGCUGAUCCCGACUGAAGAACGUCGUUGUUAUUGGUUUAGAGAGGGCUUUUGGGGUGAUAUUUUGACUCACCUUGUAGCAAAUCCUCCUAGAGUUUUUGCUCAAUUAUCCCACCAAGCGAAAGCAGUUGAGAGAGCCCUAUAUAGUGAGGCAUCGCAGGCCCCGACCAAGAGGGCAGAGAUAGUCAGGGUUCAUCGAGACCCCCGACAGUACAAUCCUAGAAGAUUGGGCAGAGUUCAAUUCACAGAGGUGCAGAAAAAGGCACACAGAGACAUGUCAGCUGGGAGACUGCCCAAGAGCUCAGGGCAUAACAUCAGAAUCCACUUAGCGAUCAACACCAUUAGUGCAGAGAGACCGAUGCUAGCUAGAGGAGGUGGCACUGCAUCUGGUUUGAGGUGCAAAGCUUGGCGGCUUAAGCUCAAAGCCGUCGAUGAAACCAAGUUGGUGAUGACCAGUGAGAGAUCGCAUCAAACGAGGAUUGUAUCAGCUGUGCAAGCCCAAAUGAUGUUUGACAAUGGGUAUAAGGCCUUCUUGGCUUACUUUGUGGUGGUGUUUAUAGAAGACAUCCUAGUGUACUCCGAAUCGGAAGACGAGCAUAAUCAACAUCUCUGUAUUGUUCUCCAGACCCUCAAAGACAGACAAUUUUAUGCCAAAUUCAGGAAGUACGAGUUUUGGCUAUCAGAGGUGGCAUUCUUGGGUCAUGUCGUUUUAUCCGAAGGCAUCAGAGUCGACCCUCAGAAAAUUCAGGCUAUUAUUGAGUGA
Molecule: messenger RNA, 849 nt
Organism: Hibiscus syriacus
Lineage: Eukaryota; Viridiplantae; Streptophyta; Magnoliopsida; Malvales; Malvaceae
Exons: 6
Coding region: 1-849 (282 amino acids)
Source: RefSeq, a predicted model, not a curated record